Helianthus annuus (common sunflower) is the source of this 1876-nucleotide messenger RNA. Its product is annotated as histone-lysine N-methyltransferase SUVR4. Gene Ontology annotation, cellular component: nucleus. The coding region runs from base 266 to 1714 and encodes 482 amino acids. The record is from RefSeq and is a predicted model, not a curated record. Gene Ontology annotation, molecular function: protein binding; zinc ion binding; histone methyltransferase activity. The transcript is spliced from 8 exons. NCBI's taxonomy places the organism in Eukaryota, Viridiplantae, Streptophyta, Magnoliopsida, Asterales, Asteraceae.
CCCUAUUUGCAUUGCAUUGCUUACAUGCAUAGCUAUUAGUCAGCAGCGAUCAGUGAUUUCCAGAUCUUCUGGAAAAUAAAUAAACUGCUCAUUCACACUCCCCCUUUAUCGCUAGUUGUUAAACCCUCCUUCAAAAACCCUACGUCUUGUGGCCACAUUAUCAUCGAGUUCUAAAGGCGACGCAUUUGAUCAUCCAUCUCUGUUACUAUUCCGUUUUUCCUAAAAUUAGGGUUGAUAGGACAUUACUUGUAAACUCAUUUCGGUAAUGACAACUCAUAAAAAAGAUUCAAAAACAUCCGCUCCAAGAGCUCCAGAUUUAAAUGAGCAAAAACAAAAAGUAGAAAAGGCCUAUAGUGCCAUGGCUGACUUGGGGAUUUCUACUGAAGUUGUCAAACCCGUCCUCAAAAACCUUUUGAACUUGUACGAUGGGAACUGGGAACUAAUUGAGGAAGAUAAAUACCGAACGCUUGCAGAUGCUAUUUUUGAAUCAUCAGAUGACAAGAAAAGCAUUGCAGAAGGCUCUACGUCCUCUAACAUGAACACCGUUACACACAAAAAGAGGCGUAAAAUUAUCCAGGUGGAAGAUGACAUGGAGCCAAUAGCCAAACCAACAUGUCCAGCUGUACAAUCCGAUAAUUCUAAUUCGUUAGUAAAGAGGAACUCAAAGUUUCACAAUGAUAAUGACAUAACCAGAGGUACAGAGAAAAUCAAGAUUCCAUUAAUCGACGAAAUUGGCUUAGAACCACCAAAGUUUCUCUACAUACCGCAAAACAUAUCGUAUCAGGAUGCAUAUGUACCUUUUUCAACAGCCAGGAUUUCCGAUGGCGAUUGCUGUUUAAAAUGUACCGGUGAUUGUCUUUCUAGGCGGGUCCCGUGUGCUUGCUCUCGUGAAACAGGAGGAGAAUUUGCCUACACGUCAAAAGGCCUGUUAAGGGAGGAGUUUUUAGAUGCUUGUAUCGAACCGAAAAAGCAUGAUCUUUUUUAUUGCCAAGAUUGCCCUUUGGAGAAGGCCAAGAAUGACGAUAAUCCCGAACCGUGUAAGGGUCACGUGUUGCGAAAAUUUAUAAAAGAAUGUUGGCGAAAAUGCGGUUGCACAAUGAAUUGCGGGAACCGUGUGGUACAAAGAGGCCCUACUUGCAAGUUGCAGGUGUUUUCUACAGAGGAUAAAGGCUGGGCUGUUAGGUCAACUCAAUAUUUGCCCAAAGGUUCGUUUAUAUGUGAAUAUGUUGGAGAAAUAUUAACAAACACAGAGUUAUAUGAAAGAAACAAGCAAAGUCAAGUAAAUGAGAGGCAUACGUAUCCAGUAUUACUAGAUGCUGAUUGGGGGUCUGAACAAGGACUAGAAGAUGAAGAAGCUUUGUGUUUGGAUGCAACUCGUUUUGGGAAUGUUGCAAGGUUUAUAAAUCACAGAUGCUCUGACUCAAAUUUGAUCGAGAUUCCUGUUGAAAUUGAAACGCCUCAUCAUCACUACUAUCAUAUUGCUUUUUUCACUAAAAGGGAUAUUGAUCCAUUUGAAGAAUUAACAUGGGAUUAUGGGAUUGACUUUGCGGACGUUGAACACCCUAUAAAAGCAUUUAAAUGCCAGUGUGCAAGUCCACACUGUCGAGAUGUGAGAAGAAAAGCAGUAGCAGAAAUAAAAAAGAAAGACUCACGGGGCAAGAAAACUGCAUCUGGCUCCACUAGCAGAGGACUAAACCGUAAACAGGUUCAUUAAUUGUUUAGGGGUUCUGAACCUUGUUGUUGACAUUACUAUUUUGCGUUAAAAAUAUUUACAUUUCUCAGUUGACUUAUGCCAGCAUUAUAAUUGCUUUUUCACGCCUAUAUUUUUUGGCAAGGAUGACAAGGAUGAUAUCUAGGUUUUUUGGGGUUUUAGACA